Molecule: messenger RNA, 2430 nt
Organism: Dichomitus squalens LYAD-421 SS1
Lineage: Eukaryota; Fungi; Basidiomycota; Agaricomycetes; Polyporales; Polyporaceae
Exons: 6
Coding region: 1-2430 (809 amino acids)
Source: RefSeq, a predicted model, not a curated record
AUGGCGAACCACGCUAUUCAACUCGACCUCGACGAGUUUCGUGAUGCCUUCCUCCCCUCUCCCGGCUUUUCCAUCCGCACAAGAACUGGUGCCCUCUCGGAACACUUCAUCAAGUCCAUCAACCAAGCUAGUCUUGUUCCCGGUUUCACAUUAUCGUGCCUUUCGCGAAGUAACUCCUUCGGAGACGCUAUUGCGCAGAGCAUGGAUACGGCGUUCUGUCGUGGUCACUACUUCCCUCGUAGCAGACGUCGACCUUCGUGGGCCGAUCAGAGCAUACCGGUCGAGUUCAAGAGCCACUCAUGGGGUGUAGACCCUUUCGACAACGUGCAGGUUGACGGAGAAGAUUCUGCUGUGGCAAUCGAACGACGGGAGCUCUUCGACCACAUUCUCACCACUGCCCGUCUCCUCUUUGCAGUCCAACACCGCGUCGUCCUCUUCAUGCUCCUUGUCAUCGGUCGCAAAUUUCGUUUGUUGCGAUGGGAUCAUGCAGGAGUCAUCGCUACCCCUUCUUUCGACUACUACGGGCAGUCGGCGGUACUAUGCGAUCUCCUCCAGCGAUUUUCUCACCUGGACGACGCUGCGCCGCUCGGGUUCGACCUCAGCGCCACUCGGCUGUGCCCAGGUAGAGGCCACUUUUCGUGGAUGGACGCAGCCGCCGUUCCACAACAUACCGAUAUUGACCACAAUGCGCGUGAGAUGCCCAACGUCCCCUCCCACGAAACUCCUGUUUUCGAGUAUGUAUGCUCCCUGUUCCGUACAUGGCUUGCAGACGAUUGGCCACGCUACAAGCUCGUCGUACCGCACACCACAGGUUUCCGCAAAUACCUCGUGGGGAAACCCUUGUUCGUCUCACAGGUCAUGUUCGGUCGCGGAACGCGUGGCUACGUCGCCCUGGACUGCCAGACGGGUCGCUUCCUGUGGCUCAAAGACACUUGGCGUACGUCGUACAUGUUCGCAGACCGAGAAGGAGACAUUCUCCAGCGACGCAACGAGGCCGGUGUUGAUAACAUCCCAACCCUCUUCUCUCAUGGAGAUGUGCGCGAUCAGGUCACCAUCGCGAGUAAUUGGAUCGGAAACCCACGUCCCGCUCCCUCACACGCAGCAGGACCUGUUCCAACGUUAUCUCCACCGUCUCAUACUCAUCCCACCUCGGGGACUCCUGGGAGCAGGAAGCGAAAGCGGGAGGCUGAUGCAGACGGCGAUCACGCAGGCCACCACAUCGGUGGAGAACGAAGUUCCGACGUGACUAUCGGUUCAAAUGAUCCCCUUUCCCAACAUAGGCACUACCGAAUCGUGGUCGAAGAGGGGACUUAUCAAUUCAUGUCGGUGAACGCACUCCAGCGCCCGUCGCACUCGGUCACAAUUGUGGACGAGCUCGAGUCCUUUUACCACGUGCUUCUCUACUUCUGCGGAUGCUUCCUCCGUUCUACAUGCAAGGAUCGUACGUCGUGGAUCGACAACUACUUUCACCUGUACUCAGGUCCAGAUCACGGAUUUACGUGCGGGCAGAAGUCGAUCACAAUGGAAGUUACCGGAAAGCUACGGACUUUGCCUCCACAAAGACCUCUAAUUUUCGACAGUCCCGUAGACGGCGUCUUCUCCACGCUGCUCCCCUGCUUCAAAGCGCGCUGCAAGGUCUUGAGCUACGAGAUCAUGAAGGCGACCGUUCCCUCGCCGGUCCCUGAAAUUCCUGAACCUCCGAGGUCUCCGUCUGCCCACGAAAUCCCUAUCGUACCCAAGAGGAGUCGCAAGCUGACGGAAAGCGCAAUAGCUUUGCGAGAGGAGGUCCAGAAAGAGCUCGCUGAAUGGACGCCUUAUGACGAUGAGACCCUGUCUGUCGAAGACGUUCUCCGCGACGCUUCUUGGCCAGAGGACGAUCGGAUACUACCCGCGCAACCGCUAUCGCCCGUUGUGAAGCCUAUAGUGCCAGACGAACCACCUCAAGCUGCAGAACCUGCGCCUCCCAGGAAGCGGCAAAAGAGAGCCGCCCCGAGCCGGCCUUCCCAGCUGGGGCCCGUACCUCGAUGCGCCGUGCCCGCAGUCAAGCUCGCAGCUUACCUGUCGCCACGAGAUCGAAGUCAUGACGCCUCGACGUUCUCUCAACCCGCGUUGGAUUUGCAUGUCACCCUCAAGAGGCCCGAUCGUACGAGGUACCUUGCGCUGGGUUCCGAUCACGCUUCCGGAUCAUUCAAGACACGCUCUAUCGACUACGCAAACGACGAACAGCCUUUGGAAGCGCACUCAUUCUUCUCCGGACGGCUACAUGCAGCUUCCCUGACGAGUACUCUGAUCAUGAGGUUUGGCGGCCCUCAUGAGCGCCAUCUUGCACGAGCAUUAUUACCACCGUCACAAUACCCCUUCCACUACUACGCCCCCAAGCCCCCUCCAUCGGAGUCGCUUUGGCCUCGGACGCGUGAUACCCACCUCUAG